UGUCACCACCAAGGACAGGAGAGGGGACCAGACCAUGUGGCAGUUCUCUGCUCUGAUCUUCCUCUUCCUCCCAGGCUGCAUCACUGCUCAGGAUCCAGUCACUGGUCCAGAGGAGGUGAGCGGUCAUGAGCAGGGCUCCCUGACAGUGCAGUGCCGAUAUGCCUCAGGGUGGGAGGAUUACAGGAAGUACUGGUGCCGAGGAUCUGGUUGGAGAAGCUGUGAGAUCCUCGUUGAAACUGAUGCAUCAGAGCGGUUGGCAAAGAAGAACCGUGUGUCCAUCAGGGACGACCAGACCAACUUCAUCUUCACAGUGACCAUGGAGGACCUAAGGAUGAGCGAUGCUGACGUUUACUGGUGUGGAAUUACGAAAGUUGGACGUGAUCCCAUGUUUGAAGUUCGUGUGAGCAUUGACCCAGCCCCAGAAAGUUCAACUACAAGAACGACAGAAAGUUCAACUACAAUAACGACAGAAAGUUCAACUACAAUAAUGACAACCAUGCCCACAGUUCUGACAUCCAUACCACCAAACAUGGAGAACGCUGGCCACGAAAGGUUGAUCCAGAACAGCCCCUUCAUCUGGCCCCUGCUGAGCAGCGUCUCCUUCCAGUUGCUGGCCUUCGUGGUGCUGCCCCUGCUCGUGAGCAUGCUCAGUGCGAUCCUCUGGGUGAACAGGCCUCAGAGACGCUCUGGGGAGGUGAAGUUGGCCGGGUGAAGGCCCAUAGCUCUGGUGC
Molecule: messenger RNA, 731 nt
Organism: Rattus norvegicus (Norway rat)
Lineage: Eukaryota; Metazoa; Chordata; Mammalia; Rodentia; Muridae
Gene: Cd300le
Product: Cd300 molecule-like family member E
Cellular component (GO): plasma membrane
Source: RefSeq, marked provisional